GUGGAUCAUUAUCACACAGCUCGUUCAACGUUUCGGUCGACACACUCUCGAGUCAAACUGAGGCACCUAUUCGUAAAUCCAGAACAAAUUCAAAUUGUAAAUUUUAUCCUGUCCCUUUUUAAUACGUUUUGCGUUCUCUUUCGAUGAAAUUCCGUUGAAAACCAUCAUUAAACUGAAAGCCGGGGCCAAGCCAGCAAGAAGGAGUCAUCAAGUUGCUGGGAAAGCACAAAAGUUAACAGGUUCAGAUACCAGACAAAAUAAGCAAGGCAUUUUGGCUAGAAAGCAAGAAAGCACAAAACAAUAAGCAGUGGCUUUAGAAGCAAGCAGUGUUCCCAAAGAGCAAGUUUACCAUCUAAAAGCAGGUUCCUAACUUAAGGAGAAUCUUAAAAUAGACAAGAAAUCACAAAGCAAGAUAAAGGAACAAGCUGUGGUUUGCAAAGCAAGCAGUUGGUAAUCUUUGAGAAUUAAAGUUCCUAACUUUAGAAGAAUCUUGACAAAGAAGUUCUAAGCUUUAAAGCAAACACCUCACUUCUAGGAAUAUUUAUAUUAGAUAUAUAGAGUAGAAACUCCAUUAAGAUGUCGGACAACUCGGCUGUGAGCACCGUGCUCAACGUUCUGCUCUGCGGAGCCACCGGCUUUGGGUUCUACAAGAUCGGGCCCAGCGAGCACCCGUAUGCCUUCACCGCCUGCGUGAUUGGAUUCUGCCAUGGACUCUUCGGCCUGGUGAGCGGCCUGACUGGGGACGAGAAUGCCAAGAAGGUCACGGACACGACCACCUGCAUCAUGGACAUCAUCCCGCUGCCGCUGGUCAAUGUGGAUCUCUACUUGGCUGCCGAGAGCAACAACAUUGCCCUGGGCCAUGGACUUUUCAUAGUGCCCCUGGCCGUCAGCGUGAUCCUCAAUUUCUUCAAGGGCGAGAGCAGCGACGAUGGCGAGAACAGUGCCCUGGACACCCUAAAGACCCUCACCAUUCUGGGUAACAUCACCUCGCUGCUCUACCUGUCGAUCAACGAGAGCAGCUGGAAUCUGGCCGGCAUGGCCUUCCUGGCCUUCAUGGCCAAGUUCGGGGCCAAGUUCUUCGAGGAGCAGGUCAGCGAGGGCAGCGCCGAGCCGGUGACCUACUUGAGCUGGUCGGGCUUCUACGUCCUCACCGCCCUGGCCACCACGGGCGAGAAGUAGACCCCCAGAUCACAGGAUAUAUACACCACUUCUUUUCGAAACUUCCCCGACACUUUCCGGACUUUCCGAAUCCAUUCGACCUUGGACGAGCAGAGUGAUGAAUAAAUUAUUGGGCUAACGCUGCGGCGACUCGUUAAUUUUGAAACUUUCGGCUUACAUAUUCAAGAAAUAUAUAUUUUCGACUAGCAAA
This is a messenger RNA of Drosophila biarmipes, 1369 nucleotides long. RefSeq lists its product as uncharacterized. Lineage: Eukaryota; Metazoa; Arthropoda; Insecta; Diptera; Drosophilidae. The record is from RefSeq and is a predicted model, not a curated record. The transcript has 3 exons. Bases 577 to 1179 code for a protein of 200 amino acids.